Molecule: messenger RNA, 822 nt
Organism: Hibiscus syriacus
Lineage: Eukaryota; Viridiplantae; Streptophyta; Magnoliopsida; Malvales; Malvaceae
Product: protein TILLER ANGLE CONTROL 1-like
Exons: 4
Coding region: 64-657 (197 amino acids)
Biological process (GO): morphogenesis of a branching structure
Source: RefSeq, a predicted model, not a curated record
CACUAUAAGUCUCACCUCUUCCCCCAUCAUAAACGAUAUUCCCGCUCUCCUCAGCUGAGAAAAAUGAAGAUCUUCAACUGGGUGAACAAGACUCAUAAUCUCCUCAAAGAUGGACUGGCUCGAAAUGUAAAGAAGACUGAUUCCAUUACAAUCGACACAAAUUCAAAAGCCUUACUCGAUCAUGUAGCUCUGUUUGAACUGCUGGAUGGUUGGCGAUAUGGCGUUCUAACAAUCAAAACCUUCGGUUUUUACACUUUGAAAUCCUUUGGCCGGAAAAAAGCCCACUUAGCCUCAGAAAAUGACGACGACGAAGAAGUAAAAGACGAAGAUGAAGAUAGCAACAGUGAGGAAGAAGUGAACCCACUGCUGUUGGGCCAUAGUUUUGAGGACCAUUCUGCGAAGCGGAGAAAAAGAACUACCCUAGCAGAUCUCUUCUAUCAAGAGUCCGACAUGAAAAAUAACCCCACCUCUCUUGGCGUAGAGUUAAAUACUUGCAAAAAGGAGCCUUCUUUUGCCAACAAAUUCGCUCCUCGUGUUGGAAAGGAUUCAAGUCCUAUCAAAAUGCUAAACAAACAGAGGAUGUUGAAAAAGAAGAUCCAUCCAGAGCAUGAACGCAUGCAUAAUAAAAGGGAGGGGCCAAUGCAAGCCCUUUUCUAAUCUACAUAUGUGUUCCUGCUUCCAAGAAACUUGAAGCCGAAGCCAGUGUAUAAGUUUAUCAUCAUUCAUGUAUAUUUCAUUAUGCUAUAUUUGGUGGCACUGUUAUUUAUUUGGGUCAACUAUGUAUUAGUCACUUAAUAUUUACACGGUUUCAUUUUGAUCACA